ACUAGCUACGUGUUCCGCUGGCUUGCAAUUCCAUGGCUCCAGGCUGAGCUUGAUGCAUGGGCUCAUCGUAGAAACCAUAACGCUCCCCGCAGGGACAAAAAUAAGAUUCUUCCUCACGGCAUUCCAGCAAUCAUUCGUGCGAAACCUCACGAAUUCAAUUCACUUGACUUCAAAGUUCCAGUGCCAAGUGCGCUCUUUGAUGAGGUCGAAGCAAUUUAUGCUCCCUCUGAUCAUCCUGUCUUCGAUCUUGUCCCACCUUCAUUCGAGCAACGCGCACAAUAUCUCUAUACCUCACUCGGCAACCCGCAAGUGUCGUCGGAUUCAUUCUGGAAUGUAUAUCAGAUGUUACUGGCGCAGUUCCUCGCAAUUGAAGGUGAAGAUGACCUGACAGUCCUGCUUUCGCAGGGAGUUACGGAACCUGAAGAUGAUGAUGUUCUAUUGCUUCCGAGCUUGCAGGACCUCCCUCGAAAUGCUGGCUUAGUAGGA
Suillus plorans is the source of this 486-nucleotide messenger RNA. RefSeq lists its product as uncharacterized. The transcript is spliced from 2 exons. The record is from RefSeq and is a predicted model, not a curated record. Lineage: Eukaryota; Fungi; Basidiomycota; Agaricomycetes; Boletales; Suillaceae. The annotation marks the transcript as partial.